Molecule: messenger RNA, 1452 nt
Organism: Penicillium manginii
Lineage: Eukaryota; Fungi; Ascomycota; Eurotiomycetes; Eurotiales; Aspergillaceae
Product: MATE family efflux transporter
Exons: 4
Coding region: 1-1452 (483 amino acids)
Biological process (GO): xenobiotic detoxification by transmembrane export across the plasma membrane
Cellular component (GO): membrane
Molecular function (GO): xenobiotic transmembrane transporter activity; antiporter activity
Source: RefSeq, a predicted model, not a curated record
AUGGACAAGCGUGAUGGUUCCAUGCCAGUUAUCUCAUCAGAAACAUCCCCUCUCCUUAAUAGGAGAGGUCAAAAUGCUGCGGAAGAUGCGCCAGGGGCAAGUUUGCCUCAGACGACAGCUCCCUCUACAGAACUGAAGCUGAUUCUCAAGAGAUCAUGUCCAUUAAUAUGCACAUUUAUGAUGGAACACUCGUUUACUGCGGUCACUAUUUUCUCGGUCGGAGACAUUGGAACGGUGGAAUUAUCCGCGACCUCAAUCGGGAGUCUAACAGCCAACAUGACUGGGUACGCAGUCUUUCAAGGCCUUGCAUCUUGCCUAGACACGCUUUGCCCCUCGGCGUACGGAUCCGGAAAUGAGAAGCUGGUCGGCCUACAUUUUCAACGUAUGACCUGCUUUCUUCUGCUGAUUUGUAUUCCAAUCGCCUUUCUAUGGAUCAACUCAGCAGCGAUUCUAGGCCAUUUUGUACGGCAAGAAGAGGUUGUCAAAAUGGCAGCAUUGUACCUCCGGGUUCUUAUCCUGGGUGCACCAGGAUAUGCAAUCUUUGAGUGUGGAAAAAGAUUCAUGAUGGCUCAGGGUCCCAACAUGUGGAUCUUGAUUUUCUGCGCCCCUCUCAAUUGUUUCCUUAAUUGGCUCUUUGUUUGGAAACUUGGAUGGGGUUUCAUUGGAGCGCCGAUAUCAGUGGUCAUCGUUGAAACACUCUUGCCGGUGCUUCUUUUCAUAUAUGCUUACUGGAUCGCUGGAUAUGAGUGUUGGAAUGAAUUUACAAUAGCAGCAUUCCAAAAUUGGUGGCCUAUGGUCAAGCUUGCCGUUCCAAGUGCUGUCAUGGUUUUUGCAGAGUACAUGGCAUUUGAGAUUAUCACGGUAUCGUCCAGCUUCAUUUCCCUCGAACAUCUAGCAGCCCAAACAAUCCUUUCAACAAUAACGGCAACGGCCUUCAUGAUACAUUUUCCAAUUUCUAUUGCUGCAUCCACGCGGGUAUCCACGUUUAUCGGCGAGGGCCGAGCAGAUGCAGCAAAAACAACAGCCAAAGUAUCCGGAUGUGUCGCACUUGUCGUCGGUACUUUGAUCUUUAUUUUGCUUAUGAGCUUACGUAAUGUCAUACCUCCGUUGAUGACAAACAGCCCUGAUGUCAUUGCAUUGACGAGUGCUUCUAUGCCGUUCUUUGGGCUGGUGCAAAUUUGUGACUCCUUGGCUGGUUCGUGCAACGGUAUACUACGAGGUAUUGGUAAACAGAAAGUUGGGGGAUGGGCUGCCUUGGUCUCAUACUAUGCUGUCGGAAUUCCAAUAUCGCUCGCCUGUGGAUUUGGAUUACAUUGGAACCUUCCUGGGUUGGCAUUGGGAGUGGGAGUUGGCUUAGGGUUGGUAGCCCUAAUUGAAGUAUGCUACAUGAGCAGAACACAAUGGGAGGAUAUGAUAGAGAAGUCGGAUGAUGGCUUCCUGGGACAACCUUGA